Molecule: messenger RNA, 2966 nt
Organism: Cyclopterus lumpus (lumpfish)
Lineage: Eukaryota; Metazoa; Chordata; Actinopteri; Perciformes; Cyclopteridae
Gene: fpr1
Product: formyl peptide receptor 1
Exons: 2
Coding region: 127-1269 (380 amino acids)
Biological process (GO): positive regulation of cytosolic calcium ion concentration; inflammatory response; complement receptor mediated signaling pathway
Cellular component (GO): plasma membrane
Molecular function (GO): G protein-coupled receptor activity; complement receptor activity
Source: RefSeq, a predicted model, not a curated record
UUUAAGGAGUCGUGGAUCAGAACUCCACGACUUCCACAGACUACUCAAGACUCGUCCGCUGUAUGUUUUCCAGCCGACACAUCCUCAUCGGACCGGAGCUUUUCGGGAGUGGGUUUCAAGAAGACAAUGAUGGAGGUAAUGACUGAUUCCCCUUUCUAUCACAUCAAUACAUCAGACGCCACUGGAAGAAAUAGCUCUUUGUACGACGACGACGAUGAGUACGACUAUAAGGACGAGCACGCCGAGCUGAGACAGUCGCUCAACAUCAUGUCUCUCAUUGUUUACUGCCUGGCCUUUGUUCUUGGUGUGCUCGGGAAUGGAGUGGUUAUCUGGGUGACCGGGUUCAAGAUGAAGAAAACAGUUAACACAGUCUGGUUCCUCAACCUCGCUGUGGCCGACUUCCUCUUCACAGCCUUUCUGCCCCUGAGUGUGACCUACACAGCUUUGGAUUUCCACUGGCCUUUUGGCAAGUUCAUGUGCAAACUGAACAGCACAAUAAGCUUUCUGAACAUGUUUGCCAGCGUCUACAUUCUGGUGGUGAUCAGUGUGGACAGAUGUGUGUCUGUGGUGUGGCCCGUCUGGGCCCAGAACUACCGAAGUGUACGCAAGGCGUCCUGUGUGAGUCUGGGGGUUUGGGUUCUGGCUCUGAUUCUCAGCACUCCAUACUUCAUCUUCAGGGACACUGGGCCGUCGUACAACAAUUACGACAUCAUCAACUGUUUCAACAACUUUGCUUUUUCUGAUGACUACGAAACGCCAGCUGUGAAUCAGCUGCGACAGUUUCGUCAUCAGGCCAUGACCAUCACCCGCUUCCUCCUGGGAUUUGUUGUCCCCUUCACUGUUAUUGUCUCCUGUUAUGCUGUGAUAAUUCAUCGUCUCAGAAGAAACCGCACCCUGGCCAGCCACUCAAGUCGCCCCUUCAAGAUCAUCGCUGCAGUUAUCACCACUUUCUUCCUGUGCUGGGCUCCGUAUCACAUCAUGGCUUUAAUCGAGUUGGUGAAUCACAUGGCUAAUCAUGCAAGUGACACGUUAGACAAUGUCACCACUAUUGGAGUCCCGAUAGCAACCAGCCUGGCCUUCCUCAACAGUUGUCUGAACCCAAUCCUGUAUGUGUUCAUGGGACAAGAUUUCAAGGAUAAAGUCCGCAAAUCCAUCCUGAAUGUUUUGGAGAGUGCCUUCCAGGAAGAGGUUUCUCGCUCCUAUACCUACACAAACUCAAUGGUCACCAGUCGGAGCAAAGAAAAGUCUGUUUCUGAUGCUGAGGUAUAAUGUUUUCCAUGGUUUAAAAAAACAAAUAGUGUAAAUAGCAAAUGUAACUGUAUAUAACGAAUAACUUGGCUUCUGCUGUUGUUUUUUAUCAAAGGACCCUCAAGGCAAUCUCUAAACAUUAUCUGAAAUUGAAACAUUGCACCUGUUACCGAUAUAUAUGAUAUUUACGAUUGGAAACUUCACCGGCCUCAUUUACAAUAUUACAAAUGGUCAUAUUAUACAGUGACUUCUAGAUCCAUGUGUGAUGCAUUUGUGGGAUAAUGCAUUUUUAACAAAUGGAAAGGUGAAGUGUUUUAUCAUAAUAGUAAUAAUAAUAAUAAUAAUAAUAAUACGUCUUAUUCAUGUAGAGCUUUACAAGGGGGGGAAUUAACACAUGAUGACAACUUUACCCAAAUUAAUCGAGCAAAAGGCUGCAUUUGUCUUUUGAGUAACAAUGGUGUUUUUUCACUACUCAGUCCUGUUGUUGGCUGCAAUUUGACUCACAGCGCGAUCCUCAGUUUCUACCAUACUAGACCUCGUGGAUAGGUAAUGUGCCAUCUUUUUUUCAAAGGGUAACCUCUUAUAUUUUUUAAAUAGAUAUUACAUCAGUUUAGGGUUUAAUUUGUGCAACACAAGCAACAAGUAUCUCAGAUUUGGUUGACAAAGGGAACGUUAUGUUUUCCAUCUGUCGCAAACACUCCAGAUGUUGAUGAGUACAUCAUGCCCCUGUGACGGCAAAGAAAACCAGUUGUUUAUAGGCAGAGAUUGUAGACUAUAUUAAUAAUCAAAAAAUCUGGCACGUCACCUCAAUAAUAAUAAUAAGACUAUGCAUUUAUUGCCAAAGAAUUUAGUAGGUUGUAAACUAAUGAACUGAAGAGUAAUAAUAACACACUUGCCCCUUACCACUGAUCCCAUUAUGUGUGUACAUGACAAAAUUGGGCAAAUGACCACAAAGACCAUCUUUGGUACGAAUUACACUCGAUUCUUUUCAACUCAUUUAGUUUCGUAAUGUUGCCUGUAUUGUCUAAUACUUAUGAUGCCUGCCAUUUGGCAACAUAAACUGAUUCAACUGUCUUUUGACUGCUACAUGUCUACUGCAUGCUUUGAUAAACAUGUUUUAUACAAUGGUAUUCAGCACUAACUAGGACCGGCUAAUGUACACCUAAUAAAUACCUUUUAUAGUGACUAUGAUAUUAUUAGGUUUGAAGUAGAAGCUGCAUUGUAUACUUGGCUUGGUUCCAUAUUUUGAUCAUUGUUAGUUACUUUUUGGGGGAGAUAUGUUUGAUAUGUGAGUACAUGCGCAGUGUGCCAUAAUUUGAGAAUUUCCAUGUAAAAUUUUCUCCAUUGAUUUCGAGGCUAUUUUCAUUAUAGAUUCAUCUGCCAGUUUUGUUCUUGAUUUUCUCUACCAAACAUCCAAGGUGACAUCUAUAAGUGUUUUAUGUUCAUUUUAGUUUACGAUCAAAAAAGAUAAAGAAAAAAUCACCAGCACAUUUUAAAAAAUAGAAUCAGUGACUAUCGAUCAAUCGGUUAUCAAUCGACUAAUUGAAUGAGACCAAGGAAAAGGUCACACCUAUUCUGUGUAUGACUUUGGUAUUGUGGCAUAUUGUGAUGAACCUCUCCAUAAAAUGUCUCAUGUAAACAAUGUAAAUUGUGAUUUGACUGUUUGUAUUUUAAUAUUUUUUUAACCUUCUCUGCAGAGAGUCCAUAAAUGGUGAUAA